Messenger RNA from Penicillium malachiteum, 324 nucleotides. RefSeq lists its product as uncharacterized. NCBI's taxonomy places the organism in Eukaryota, Fungi, Ascomycota, Eurotiomycetes, Eurotiales, Aspergillaceae. The record is from RefSeq and is a predicted model, not a curated record. The transcript has a single exon. The coding region runs from base 1 to 324 and encodes 107 amino acids.
AUGGUGAAUCCAACAGCUGCUCGUUCGUCCUCGCAAACACAUUUUCCGUCCACUUUCAGCUCGACUUACUACGUUGAUGUGAUGGAACUUAGCUCGAGCCCAGCCGAUAUUGAGUCAUAUGCUACCUUCUGGACAGAUCUGAAACUUAGCCAAGCACACAGGCUUUGGGGUUACGUCGCUAUUUGCCCGUCAAGCAGGUUUUGCAUUGCAUUGUCUCUCCGUGCGCUGUUUUUGCGAUUGGUCAAGACCCUUGAGUUUAUGAGGCCACGUCCCCGAUAUCUUGUCUCGAUCGAAGAGCAGCAAAGUCCGAUCGGCCAUCUUUGA